Gastrolobium bilobum is the source of this 1890-nucleotide messenger RNA. RefSeq names its product zinc finger BED domain-containing protein RICESLEEPER 2-like. Lineage: Eukaryota; Viridiplantae; Streptophyta; Magnoliopsida; Fabales; Fabaceae. The transcript has 6 exons. The record is from RefSeq and is a predicted model, not a curated record. Gene Ontology annotation, molecular function: protein dimerization activity; DNA binding. The coding region runs from base 1 to 1890 and encodes 629 amino acids.
AUGGCUGCCAUCCUCCGCUUCUAUCUCUUUCUUCUUCCUUUGCGCUCCUCUGCUCUGGCGUCUGUUGUCUGGGUCGUCGUUGCUGUCUCUUCUCCACAACUGCUAGUAGAACUGAAAAAUUGUAUGAUGGAGUAUGUGAAUAAGACUAUGAACGUAGAUGAUGAAGUUGUUUCUGAAACUCCUCAUGAAAUGUCUGAAAGUGUUGAGACAAUUAGGAGAGAAACAUCAUAUGUUUGGAAUUCUUUUACAAAAAUUGGUAUGGAAAAGGAUGGUUUUGAAAAAGCUACAUGUAAUUAUUGUGGUCGUGAAUACGUAAUUGGUAAAAAUCCUAAGACCAAAACUAAUUAUGGAACUUCACAUUUGAGUCGUCAUAUUUCUGGUUGUAAGAGUAUGGCAAACUCUGAAUCAAAAGACCAACAUGAAAAGUCUAGCUUGAGAAAGGUUAAUCAAAUGACCCAUCGAGAAUUGCUUGCACAAGCCAUAAUCAAACAUGAUCUUGCUUUUAGUUUUGUUGAAUAUGAUUUGAUCAGAGUGUGGAUUGAUUAUGUGAAUCCUGAUAUUGUGAUGCCCUCUAGGAAUACAAUUCGAGAGUUACAUCUGUUUAACUGUCCAUUUGUUGAUGAAAAAUGGAAAUUAAUUAGCAAGAUUCUUAAUUUUUCUCGACUGAAACCUCCACACACUGGGAUUGAAUUGGAAGCCGCUAUAUUUGAUUGCUUAAAGCAAUGGGGAAUUAAGAAGAAAGUAUUUUCUAUUACUUUGGACAAUGCUGCUGCAAAUGAUAACAUGCAGCUUAUAUUGUUAAACCAUCUCCGUUUGCAGAAUACUUUGUUGUGUGAUGGUGAAUAUUUUCAUAUACAUUGCUCUGCACAUAUACUUAAUUUAAUUGUUCAAGAAGGUUUGAAAGUGGCUGCUGAAGCACUUUAUAAAAUCAUAGAAAGUGUUAAGUAUGUGAGAGGAUCAGAUGGGAGGAUGAUUAAGUUUCAAGAUUGUGUGGAACAAGCAGGCAUAGACACAAGCAUUGGUUUGAGAUUAGAUGUGUCAACUAGGUGGAAUUCUACAUAUUUGAUGUUAGAAAGUGCACUUAAGUAUGAAAAGGCAUUUGAUAUUCUCCAAGUGAUAGAUAGGAAUUACAAAUAUUGUCCGUCAUGUGAAGAAUGGAGAAGAGGAGAUAAAAUAUGUGAAUUCCUAGAACCCUUUUACGAGACUACAAACAUGAUUUCAGGUUCAUCUUAUCCAACCUCUAACUUAUACUUUGUACAAGUUUGGAAGAUUGAGUGCAUACUGAACGAAAACUUGUAUAAUGAUGAUUAUACUUUAAGUGAUAUGUCACUGAGGAUGAAAGAGAAGUUUGACAAAUAUUGGAAGGAAUAUAGUACAGUUUUAGCUUUUGGAGCUAUUCUUGACCCGCGUUUGAAGCUUGUUUCCUUAGACUUUUGCUACACAAAAAUUGAUCCAUUUACCUCCCAAAAUAAGGUUAAAAAUAUAAGAGAAAAGUUUGAGAAGCUAUAUGAAGAAUAUGCGAGCAAUCUCAAAGGAUCAAGUGCUUCUAAUUCUCAUUCAUCCAUCAAUUCCAAUCUCUUGCACAAGUCAAGUGGUGAAAGCAAUAGGCCAAAAAAAUCAAAAUUAUACAUAAGUGAGUUUGAAAGGUUUGAGAAUGAAAGUAUGUUUGUUGGUGUGGCAUCAGAAUCGGCUUUUAGUAUCGAUGGGCGUGUUCUUACCAAAUAUAGAAGUUCCACUCUUCCUGAAAAUGUCCAAAUGUUGAUUUGCACUAGGAAUUGGUUGCAUGGUUUUCUCGAGAAUCCUAAUGAUGAAAAUGAUUCUAAUACUAGUGAUCAUGAAACAACAACAUCACAAGCCAAUGUGCAUCAAGAAGUUGAAAUAGAAGAUUAG